Molecule: messenger RNA, 1496 nt
Organism: Onthophagus taurus
Lineage: Eukaryota; Metazoa; Arthropoda; Insecta; Coleoptera; Scarabaeidae
Biological process (GO): DNA integration
Molecular function (GO): nucleic acid binding
Source: RefSeq, a predicted model, not a curated record
GAUGGCCGAAGGUGGGUUUGAGUUGACAGGGUGGGAGUGUAGCAAGAUAGAAAUGUGUCGAUGAUAAAUAUCAACGAUGCAAGUCGUUUCUAUCGAUUUUUCUCAAGUUAUAGGAAAAAUGUUCGAAUGAUUGCUUGGAUGUUGCGGUUUGUAUGUAACUGUAGAUAUCCUGAUAUUUUACGUGAAAAAUAUUGGGUGAUUGGAGGACGAAAAGCAAUUCGAACUAUCGUGAACGAUUGUGUUAUCUGCAAAAGAUACACUGCAAAAUGUGCGGAAGAGAAAGCCCCGCCUUUACCCACAAAUUGUGUGAAAGAUGCUGUUUGUUUUGAGGUUGUUGGAGUGGAUUUGGCCGGUCCAUUGUAUUUACGCGAUGGAGGAAAAACCUGGAUAUGUUUGUUCACGUGUGCUAUUUAUCGAGCGGUUCAUUUAAAGUUGGUGGAUUCGUUAUCGACGGCAACAUUCAUAAGGGCUUUGAGAAGAUUUAUUGCUAGAAGGGGUAGACCAUAUGUGAUCUAUUCAGACAAUGGGACAAAUUUUGUCGGAACAGAAAAUCUGUUUUCUAAAUUAAAUUGGGUAGAAGUAUCAAAUUUCGGCACAGCACAGAAGAUCAAAUGGUGUUUCAAUCCGCCGUCUGCACCAUGGUGGGGAGGUUGGUGGGAACGCCUUAUAGGACUGCUCAAACAACUGUUAAAGAAAGUGCUGGGAAAAGCUAAAUUGACACAAGACGAACUGUAUACUGUUUUAUGUGAUUGUGAGUCUGUCGUAAAUUCGCGACCAUUAACAUUUCUCUCGGAGCAAACGGAGGACUUAAUUACUCUAUCGCCGGUAGUGUUCUUGCGCGAUCUUAGAGAAAGUGGUGUACCGGACUUGGAUACCGUGGAUAGAAACGCGUUAAACAGACGGUAUCGAUAUUUGCAAAAGUUACGUGACGAUUUGCGCAAAAGAUUUCGGUCGGAAUACCUAGGACAGUUACGACAAACGCGAUUCGUGAAAAAUCCGCGAAACGUGAGCUUGAACGAAGUGGUUUUAAUUGGAAAUGACAAUUCGAAACGGCUUGACUGGAUCAUGGGACGGGUUAUUGAACUGAUACCUGGUAUCGAUGGAAAGGUGCGACUAGUGAAACUCCACACUCCAUAUGGAUAAGUUAUUCGUUCACUUCAGAGACUCUAUCCCUUAGAGUGCACGAGUCAAGAUUCAGAAGAGCAACCACUCCCCUUAUUGACGUCGGAGCCAGCAUCGGUUGAAGAAGAUAGUGAUAAGUGCGAGAGUGACGCUGUUCGGAAAACGCGAUGUAGGCGCGAGGUCAAAUUACCUAUGAGAUUUUGUGAGUAAGUGUCUCAGGUGGGAGAAUGUUGAUGAUUUGGAACGUUUAAGUUUUUAUUUUUAAAAGAAUGGGUUUUGCAAUCCAAAACGCAAAAUAGUUGUUCGUUCGUUAGCAACAGUGUCAUAGCGACACAAAAAAAAGAUUAUUAAUAAAUAUUAGUUUUGUCAUAUAA